Molecule: messenger RNA, 564 nt
Organism: Symbiodinium sp. CCMP2592
Lineage: Eukaryota; Dinophyceae; Suessiales; Symbiodiniaceae
Source: the annotation of a GenBank genome assembly
AUGCAGCUUUGUGGGCAUUCCAGGCUGCCUUUGCACAUGGCAUCCGCUGACGGGAAUGUUGACAUCGUGCGCUUGUUGCUGGAGGCUCGUGCUCGCACGGACUUGGUCGACGGUCACCGUUUCACCGCGCUGAUGUAUGCAUCCAACAACGGCCACGCCGGUGUCGUAGAGUUGCUCUUGCAGGCAUCGAGCAGAGGAAACGCUGAAGUGGUGCAGUUGCUACUUGCUGCCCCCUUGCAAAAGGCAUCCGCUAACGGGAAUGCCAACAUUGUGCGCUUGUUGCUGGAGGCUCGUGCUGGCACAGACUUGGUCGAUGCUUGCGGUGACACGGCGUUGAUGCGUGCAUCCAGCAGAGGCCAUGCCAGCGUCGUGAAGUUGCUUCUGCAGGCUGGUGCAGACGCAAGCAUUGCGAACUGUCUCAGCGGCUACACAUCUCUCAUGCUCGCAUCCAGCGGCGACCAUGCUGAGGUGGUAGAGAUGCUCCUUGAUGCCCACACCAUCGAAUACUCCGAGCCAGCGCUAAGAGGCAAACUUGUUGGACGAUUCUGGAAGCACAGUCCUUGA